This is a messenger RNA of Thyridium curvatum, 2370 nucleotides long. RefSeq lists its product as uncharacterized. The record is from RefSeq and is a predicted model, not a curated record. The coding region runs from base 1 to 2370 and encodes 789 amino acids. The transcript has 3 exons. Gene Ontology annotation, molecular function: zinc ion binding; DNA-binding transcription factor activity, RNA polymerase II-specific. NCBI's taxonomy places the organism in Eukaryota, Fungi, Ascomycota, Sordariomycetes, Thyridiales, Thyridiaceae. Gene Ontology annotation, biological process: regulation of DNA-templated transcription.
AUGUUGCAAAAUCACAACUCCGCCGCCCCUCCAAAUAUCCACGACUCCGAAGUCCGGCCAUCAGACGCUGGCCUGCCAAGCAACGGCGCUCUCUUGGUUACGUCUCUUCUCCGGCCAGGAGCCUCUCCGGGUUCCGAUCCACGCCGAGAGCAACGGCAAACGUCGAAUCUGGAUCGAGAAGCCUCUCCUCCUUCUGGUAGCCAGCCUAGCCUUUCGCCACACCCUCACCCACCCGCUUCCUCAGACAGGGCUCGCCGCCGAGCUCGGCGACGCGCCCUAACAGCAUGCCAGCUAUGUCGUGCCCGCAAGACAAAGUGUGACAAUGUCCGGCCUUCGUGCGGGUACUGUAUCUUUCAGGGGGCCAAGUGCGUCUACACAGACACGCCUCUCGGUGCUCGCGUCGUGUCACCGCGACCUUCUCCCCAACCGGCCGCCUCCUCUCAUAAUGGCCAAGGGCCCUCGAACGAAGCCCUCCUCGAUAGCCUCAAUCAUCUAACGGGGCUUGUCGAGGGUCUGCGCAGCGAACUCGAUCUGCGGAGGACAUUCAACCCGACGACAACGCCUGGCUUCCCAGCCGCAGAUUUCCCCACGCAGUUCGUCCCGCAGGAUCCCAGCCUGCAGCCCCUCGUCAACCAGUUCGGCAGCGCCCAUCCAAGCACAGAGAGCGCCUUCGCCGACGAUGGCUUCGGACGCCUCGAGGUGCCCGAGCUGGCCGCGCGGACGAGCGCCUGCGAGUCCAUCCUCAAGUGGCCGGUGCUGACCGAGGCGUACCCGGACGAGAACAUCACGUCUUUCCCGCUGCAGUCGACCAUCCGGGACGAGGCCGAGAGCCUUGAUGCGACCAUGAGUGGCACUGCCAGCGGCGGCAGAGGGACUGUCAUCCACGAGGACAACAUAUGGCCGCUGUGCCGCAAGUUUCUGGUCUUGAUCAACGUCAAGAACCCUAUACUCGACGUGUCCGAGUUCAAGCGGUACGCGAGGCAGGCUGCCGAGUGUGGACCGACCUGGGAUGGACGCGGGUGCUUGGUGCUCCUUGCCUGCGCCCUCGCGUCGCUAUCGACGCCCUACCACCCAAUGCAAGACCCCGUCUCCGAAGCCGACGCAGACUACAACAUGUCGUCGCCGUCCACCGCCGCGCUGGUAGACGAGUCGGCGGCCGAGGCGUACUACUCGGCUGCCAAGCGCCGGCUGGGCCUCCUGCCGACCUCGCUCAUAUCGAUACAGUGCCACUACUUUGCAGGCCUCUACGAGAAGUUUGCCAUACGGCCGCUCUCGGCGUGGAUGCUGCUGCAGCAGGCGUGCGUGCGCUUUCAGGCAUACCUCUACGCCAAGGCGUUGUCCACGCCGGUCGACGGCGCGGGCGAUGUCCGGACCGCACGACACAUUGAGCAGAGGCUGUAUUGGCUCUGCGUAAAAGCAGAGUGCGAACUCCGCGCCGAGCUCCAGCUCCCGGCCUCCGGCCUCCUCAAGUUCAAAUACCCAGACCUCUUCCCCUCCCUCUCCUUCCCUUCGUCCUCGGAACUCCUCGACUUCUCCGACGGCUUCGCCGGCUCCACGGGCCAGAGCCCCGAGGCCACCGCCGCGAUGCUCCUGGGCGGAAUAGGAGGAGGAGGAGGAGUAGGCACGCCCUCCGCCGCGACCGUCUCCUCCUCGGACCGGCUGGACCCGGAGGAAGAGCGCAGCUGGCUCUACUACCUCGCCGAGAUCUUCCUGCGCAAGAUCAUGAACCGCAUCCUCGACGACGUCUACGGCCGCGGCGAGCAGCACUGGGUCACACCUCCCGGAGGCGCCGCCGCCGGCAGCGGUGGCAUCAAUCGCUCCCUGCUGUCGCAGCACGCCGCCUACGGCGAGGAGCUGGCGCUCUGGCGCGCGCACCUGCCGCCCCAGCUCCGCUUCGCCGACGGCGAGGCCCUGCCGCCCAACGAGCUCGCCUUCUUCCUCAAGACGCGGUAUCUCAUCUGCCUCGAGUGGAUCGCGCGGCCCUUCCUCUACUACGUCACCACCGUUACCGCCACCACCACCGCCACCGCCACCGCCACCACAACAACCGCCAACAACGCGACGACGUCGAUCGACAACAACCCGGCCGUCGUGGCGCUGGCGCAGCGCUGCGUCGACACGUGCGUGGCCCUGAUCCCCGUCAUCGCGCGGCACCACCGGCACGGCGGGAUCUGGGGCCUGCUGCGCAAGUCCUUCAGCCUGGGCCUACUGCUGAUCGCGGCGUCGCGGCGGCCGCUGGUGCUCGAGCUGCCCGACGGCUGGCAGGAGUCGGUCCGGCUGGUGAUUGCCACGAUCAGGCGGUGGGAGGACGGCGCGACGGACCUGCGGUGGAUGCGGCAGACGCUGGAAGGCAUGUUGGCUGGGGUGUGA